Messenger RNA from Haliotis rufescens (red abalone), 699 nucleotides. RefSeq lists its product as uncharacterized. The transcript has a single exon. The record is from RefSeq and is a predicted model, not a curated record. Gene Ontology annotation, molecular function: nucleic acid binding; zinc ion binding. Bases 1 to 699 code for a protein of 232 amino acids. Lineage: Eukaryota; Metazoa; Mollusca; Gastropoda; Lepetellida; Haliotidae.
AUGUCUCACCACGAUUCUUCUGGUUCAGCAAAGACCUACAAACGUAGACAUGUCGACUGUAUUUCAUCUGGCGAUGAAGCUAAUCCUCCAAAUACUGUUUCUUGGCCUCGGUUUAUAGUUAUUGCCUCUGCCGAUGGCAAUCCAUUGAAAUUAAACCUGUUUGCUAUCUCCAAGGGCAUAGAAGGUGCCUGCGGAGUAGUAAAAAAUGUGACCCGACUCCGAAGUGGUUCAAUUCUGGUGGAAUGUUUACAGAGGCAACAAUCUGUUAACCUGCUGGGACUACAGCAGUUCGUUAACACCAAGGUUGUCUCUGUGCACAGGACGCUGAACUCCUGUCAGGGUAUCGUUAGAGACUAUGCUCGUUGUCCUUCUGACAUGAGCGAAGAAGAGAUUGUUGAUGAACUAAAGGUACAAAGUGUAACCGCUGUAAAGCGUUUCACCAAAAAACAAAAUGAAAAAAUCAUCAAAACGAACACGUACUUGUUCACUUUUGACCUGCAGAAACUCCCGACUUCUCUCAAAGCUGGCUAUUUCAACAUCGGAGUGGGGGUAUACGUGCCAAACCCACUCCGAUGCUUCAAGUGCCAAAAUUUUGGCCAUGGUGCUAAAUUCUGCACCCGCAAUUCUGUCUGCGUCCGUUGUGGUGGAGCUCAUGAGAGCUCCGACUGCACAACUGAAUCUAUCAAACUGCGAUGGUGA